Molecule: messenger RNA, 3283 nt
Organism: Astyanax mexicanus (Mexican tetra)
Lineage: Eukaryota; Metazoa; Chordata; Actinopteri; Characiformes; Acestrorhamphidae
Gene: hnf4b
Product: hepatic nuclear factor 4, beta
Exons: 10
Coding region: 451-1857 (468 amino acids)
Biological process (GO): anatomical structure development; cell differentiation; positive regulation of transcription by RNA polymerase II
Molecular function (GO): zinc ion binding; nuclear receptor activity; RNA polymerase II cis-regulatory region sequence-specific DNA binding
Source: RefSeq, a predicted model, not a curated record
AAACAUGCAGACUCAAAUCUCAGCUUCUCUCUCGCUGGCCUGACCUAGAACAACAGGUUUAAGAAGAAUCUUUCACUUAAAACAGUCAGAAUAAGGAUACGAAACUUUUACAAAAAAAAAAACUUUUUUAAAAAGUCCUAAGACCCUGUUUAAGACUCUAAUCGCUCCCUGUCAAUGCUCUUCCUGAAAGUCACAACAGAUAGAUGAUCAGCGGAGAGGAGAAGAAGAAAGGAAGUAGUUAAGCUUCAAUCCAAAGGUCUUCUUAGCGCUAAUACCACAGGAACCCUGCGACGCCUGAGCCGAAAGCUUGGUGAUUCUGAGGAACAGCAGGAAUGACCUGAAUCAGAGGGUGUCUCUUGAUUGGCAGUGUCAUUUAGACUGGAUAAAGCAGAACUCUGCACCACAACUCUACUGAUCCAAACGGUUCCACUGGAUCAGGAUCACAGCACCAUGAAGAUCUCAGAGACUUCCCUGGACCUGGGCUCCACAGAUUACGCUGCCAGCUUGGACCCAAGCUACACCAUGCUGGAGUUUGAUAGUUUGAGGGUGCUGCCGGUGGAGACAGAUGCACUGCUUUCUGAAUCCUCCCCCGUGACCACAGUCGGCCUGCAGCAGCCCGGCGGCACUCUGUGCUCCAUCUGCGCAGACAAGGCCACCGGUAAACACUACGGCGCAAACAGCUGCGACGGCUGCAAAGGAUUCUUCCGCCGAAGCGUCCGCAAGAACCACGCCUACACCUGCAGGUUCAGCAGGCAGUGUGUGGUGGACAAAGACAAGAGGAACCAGUGUCGAUACUGCAGGCUGCGGAAGUGUUUCAGAGCUGGCAUGAGGAAAGAAGCUGUACAGAACGAGCGAGACCGAAUCAGCUGCCGGAGAGAGAACCAGGGAGUCGGCACGCUGACCAUCAGUGUUCUUCUGAAGGCGGAGGCCAGCACACAUCAGUAUAUAUCCCUGGUGCCGCUGGUGAGCGAUAUGAGCAGUAAGAAGAUCGCUCGCUCCGGUGACGUCUGUGAAUCUAUGAAGCAGCAGCUACUUCUCCUGGUGGAAUGGGCCAAGCGCAUCCCAGAGUUCUGUGAUCUGCCUGUGGACGACAGGGUAUGCCUGUUGCGAGCUCAUGCCGCCGAACAUCUCAUCCUAGGAGGGGCUCGCCGCUCGCUGCCCUACAGCGACAUCAUUCUGCUAGGAAAUGACUUCAUUAUUCCUGUGAGCGGCCCGGAGCGGGAGAUGUCCAAGCUGGCGGCACGUGUGCUGGACGAGCUGGUCCGGCCUCUGAGAGAGCUGGACAUCAACGACACAGAAUUUGCCUGCCUCAAGGCCAUCAUAUUCUUCGCUCCAGACUGUCCAGGACUGGAGAGCUCUCAGAUGGUGCGCAGGCUACGCUUCCAGGCCCAGGUGCUGCUGGACGAGGCGACCUGUGAGCAGCGGGGUCGUUUCGGGGAGCUGCUGCUGCUGCUGCCUCCUCUGCAGAGCAUGGCCUGGCAGAUGGUGGAGCAGCUCCAGCUGGCACGGCUGUUAGGAGAGGCCAGCGUGGACAGCCUCCUGCAGGAGAUGCUGUUGGGCGAGGGAGCAGCGAGGAGAGCUGAAACACAGUCAUCUACAGCCGCCGCAGGGUCACAUACGGAAGUGCUGGUUUUCAGCGCACCUGCGGAGGGAACCCUGCCCAGAAACCUGCAGACAGAACACAUCUCUCUAUCUAACUUCACAUCCGUUAUCCUCCCUGUUCCAUCCUCUCUGCCAGGUGUUCCCCUGCUCGCCACGCAGACUGGCACCCAGCUCUACACACACGGCCAGCCUGCAGACAUGCCCACAGAGAUGCCCAGCGGACUCGCCAUGCCAGCUGUCCACACCUGCCUCUGAGAAGAAGAGGAGACAAACAUGGUUCCACAAUCUGUGCAUCAUUCGUUCAUUUGAUAUUCAAUUGAGAAUCAAACUGUUUUUGAAUAUAAUACAAAAAAAAACAUAUAACUGCUUGUAUUUUUUCCCAAAAAUGGGAAAUUUAAAAUUUUUAAAAAGAUGAACUUGAAUAUUACCGUUCCACCUUAAAUGCUUAUUGCAGUAACACACAGACAGUCAUCCUUCAUCAGUAAAAGCUCUAUUUCCUUUAUUCAUGAUCAGAAUUUACUGUAUUUAUGGUCAUAUUUAUUCGCAAAAAACGAACUAAAAUGCAGCAGGGCUAAAAAAAAAUUAAUGCUAUUUUUAUUUUAUAUAUAGAACCACAAUAUCGGAAAUGAACUCUUUUUUUCUUAAAUUUGCACAAGAAUGUCAUAAUCACGCAGCUCGGGGGCUCACGCACACCUGAGCUUGUCUGCAUUAAGCACUUGGCUGUUCUUAAAAAACAACUUUCUUAAAUAAAAGGUCUAUGCUUCUUCAGUGUUGCAAUGUUAACUAAACACUACUUUUUUGUAGUUCUAAGCACAUUUUAUAUAUUGAAUGCCUUUCAAAUAAUAUAUUCAGUUUUAAGUCUAUUUUAUCACAGGGUUUCUGCAGCAUUUAUGUCAGGUUCUGUGAAAAAAAGAACAUAAAUACAGUAAAUUUCAUCCAUGAAUAAAGGAAAUAAAAGUUUUACUGAUGAAGGAUGACUGUCUGUGUGUUACUGCAGUAAGCAUUUAAGGUGGAACGGUAAUCUGAAUAAGGCACUGGGAAAAAAUCACAAUAAAAAAACACAAAUAACGGCUUGUUUCUUCUGUUUUUAUUUGAUGGAAAUAAAAAAAAAAAAAAAGGAUCAGAAGCCGAACUUGAUUUAGAUUUUUCACCAGGGUCUUAUUCAGAUUACUGUUCCACCUUAAAUGCUUACUGCAGUAACACACAGACAGUCAUCCUUCAUCAGUAAAAGCUCUAUUUCCUUUAUUCAUGACCGGAAUUUACUGUAUUUAUGUUCAUAUUUUCAUGAAUAAAGGAAAUAAAAGUUUUACUACUGAAUUUAAGGUGGAAAGGUAAUCUGAAUAAGACCCUGGUGAAAAAUCUAAAUAAUCCAUUAUUUUAAAAUUUCCCAUUUGUGUUUGGAUCAUCAAAUAAAUCAUUACAAUGUUUUUUGAUAUUAUAUUCAAAAACGGAAAACAAAAAUAAUGAAUUAUUUUUUGAAUUUUUCAGAUUUUGAUUUUCAAUUAAAUAUCAAAUUAACAAAUCUGUCAUUCAAUUGAGAUUGAGACUAAUUUUCCACCCAUACUCAUACAGAAACAUUUCCCUGUAUAUGAAUAAUGAAGGACUUAUGCAUAUCUACAGUUUGUGCUCUAUACUGUACUUGUUUCUUCUAAGACAAUAAAGAUCAUAUCUGUGCACUUUA